Molecule: messenger RNA, 1788 nt
Organism: Rotaria sp. Silwood1
Lineage: Eukaryota; Metazoa; Rotifera; Eurotatoria; Philodinida; Philodinidae
Source: the annotation of a GenBank genome assembly
AUGGAUCUCAGUAAAAUCAAUUUAAGUAAUUAUAUACCUGCAAUGCCUUAUAAAGUUCGUGAAUUAUUUGACAAAGCAACAAAUAUUGUUAUGAAUUAUACGGAAACAGAAGCAAAAGUUGUUGAAGCAACAAAUGAUGAAUCUUGGGGACCACCUGGAAAAUUAUUACAAGAACUUUCUCAACUAUCAUAUUCAUAUGAACAUUAUAAUGAGGUAAUGGGAAUGCUUUGGAAACGAUGUUUUGGACAAGACAAAAAGUAUUGGCGACGAACCUAUAAAUCACUUCUCGUUUUACUCUAUUUAAUAAAAAAUGGUAGUGAAAAAGUCGUAACAUCAGCAAGAGAACAUCUUUAUGAUCUUAAAAGUUUAGAAAAUUUUGCUUAUACUGAUGAACAAGGCAAAGAUCAAGGCAUAAAUGUGCGUCAUAAAGUAAAAGAAAUUAUUGAAUUUAUUCAAGAUGAUGAUCGACUUCGAGAUGAACGUAAAAAAGCAAAAAUUAAUCGAGAUAAAUAUAUUGGUGUUGGUAGUGAUGCAUCAUCUUCUCGUUAUAGUGAUCGUUGGACUGAUUAUGAUGAUUCAAAUGAUGGAAAUAAUUCAACAACAAAAAGAAAAGAUUUUGUAGAAUUAGAUGGUCGAUGGCGUUCAACAAAUCCAUCUAUACUUGAAGAAGGUUUUAAUAAAGCCGAAGAUAUAGCAAGUAAAGUUAAAGAAUUAGUACUUGAUCAACGACGUCCAUCAAAUGAUUAUUCACCAGACAUUAGUGAUGAUGAGAAUCAAUAUUCUAAAAAAAAUACUCAAUUUCAUGAUACACCAUGGAAAGAUCAAACAAAUGAUUAUCGAAAUAAAACAAAGGAAAGUGAUUUUCAAGUAAAAAAAUCUCCAACACCAAGUAAUACUGCUCAAACAUCUUCUCAAAAUCGAUCUUCAACAACAAAUAAAAAGCCACAAAUGGUUCCACCUAUUCCAAUUCAAACAACACCUCAACCUCCUAUUGCUGAUUUAUUAGGUGAUGAUGACGGCUUUACACCAUAUGUACAAGCUACAGGUGUGUCAUCAUCUAUUGAUGAUGAUUUUGGUCAAUUUCAAGAAGCCUCUAUCAUUCCAACUCAACAAACAACAUUACCAAUUUCUACAACACAACCUUCUAUUUGGCCAACAACAACAACUGCAUCAAUUGUACCACCAGCAUCAACACCAGCAACAUUAAUAUUUGAUCCAUUUGAAACAUUAGGAGAAACAACAUCAACAUCAAAUAAUCUUUUACAACCAAUGAAUUCACCAUCACCACCACCAUCAACAACAAAUAAAACAUUCUCAAAUGAUUUAAAUUUAUUUUUUCCAUCGUCUCAACCGACUCAACAGACAUCAAUGUUUUUUCCUACUCAACAACAACAACAACAGCAACAAGCAUUUGUACAUCCACAAAUGUUUCAACAACCAAUGAUGUUUUCAUCAACUCAACAGCAAUUUAAUAAGCCAAAUAAUAAUUCAUUUAAUGCCAUAUUUCCCGAUGUAUUCCCUGAAGUUGCUAAACAAGAGCAACCAAAAGUUGUAGACAAACAGAAUACUUGGUCAUCAGCACAAGGAAAAAUUGAUAUAUCAUUAAAUAAUCUCAUACCACAUACUCGUGGUGAUGCUCAAAAAACUUCUUUACCACUCAAUCAAUUACUUAGUCCAACAAAUAGUGGUUCAUCAUCAUCGAUGAUGAUGAAUAAGAACACUCAAUCGAUGUUUUCAAAUUCAUCACUUCCAAUGAACAUUUCAGGCAAUCCUACAAAACUUAAAUAA